UUGUAAUUUUGUAAUGUAAACCUAUUCUCGUUACCACCACGCCUCUUUUGUUUACGGAUUCAUUUGGAUAUUUUCGACUUUGAUUAGCCACUACGAGACGAAGCUUUUUUUCUGGCGGGGUUUCUGUUGUUUUCGUCGUGUUUCAGCUAUUCCAACUGUCUACCGUGUAUUCGUUAUUCUCCGCUUGUUCCUUGACAAUUAGUUCGUGCAAAUAUGACAGAACUGAUGGAAGUUGACCCUCAGCACGGGACAAAAGACUGCGUGCCGUGGGUGGAGAAAUACCGUCCCGUGUUAUUCAAUGACAUUGUCGGCAAUGAGGAAACCAUCGCCCGCCUUGAAGUUUUCUCCCGCGAAGGAAACAUGCCGAACGUUAUACUUUCUGGUCCUCCUGGGGUGGGCAAGACUACAACCAUACUGUGCUUGGCACGGAUACUACUGGGUCCAUCGUUCCGUGAAGCCGUGCUCGAGCUGAAUGCCUCAAACGAUCGUGGUAUCGACGUCGUUCGCAACAAAAUCAAGAUGUUUGCCCAAAAAAAGGUGACACUGCCGCCAGGAAAACACAAAAUAAUCAUACUGGACGAAGCAGACAGUAUGACAGAAGGCGCGCAGCAGGCACUGCGACGUACUAUGGAAAUAUACUCCAAAACAACAAGGUUUGCACUUGCUUGUAACACUUCCGACAAAAUAAUUGAACCGAUCCAAUCGCGCUGCGCCGUCGUGCGAUUCAGCAAGCUUUCGGACGCGCAAGUCCUCACAAAAUUGAUUGACAUCUGCAAGAAAGAAGACGUGAGCCACGCAGAAGGAGGAUUAGAAGCGCUCGUCUUCACAGCCCAAGGGGACAUGAGACAAGCCAUCAACAACUUGCAGUCCACUUUCGUCGGGUUCGGUCACGUCAAUAGCGAUAACGUUUUCAAAGUGUGCGACGAACCUCACCCUUUGCUUAUCAAAGAUAUGAUCCAGCAUUGUGCUGAUGGAGAACUUGAUAAGGCCUAUAAGAUUAUGCUUCACUUGUGGAAGCUUGGUUAUGCGUCGGAAGAUAUUAUCAGCAACGUCUUCAGAGUAUGCAAGACCCAUUCUAUUCCAGAGUAUCUCAAGCUGGAAUUCAUCAAGGAAAUUGGUUACACGCAGAUGCGGAUCCUUCAGGGUGUGCAGUCCCUUCUGCAGAUGGCUGGACUGUUAUCACGACUUUGUAUGAAAUCAAAAACUGUUAAACCCUGCUGAAAGUUCGUUGCUUUGGUGUCUCAAAUGUGAAUGAAGUAAACAUUACAUUACUGA
Molecule: messenger RNA, 1275 nt
Organism: Ornithodoros turicata
Lineage: Eukaryota; Metazoa; Arthropoda; Arachnida; Ixodida; Argasidae
Gene: RfC4
Product: replication factor C subunit 2-like
Exons: 1
Coding region: 214-1221 (335 amino acids)
Biological process (GO): DNA repair; DNA-templated DNA replication
Cellular component (GO): DNA replication factor C complex; nucleus
Molecular function (GO): DNA binding; ATP binding; DNA clamp loader activity
Source: RefSeq, a predicted model, not a curated record